CAAUCCCCAAAAAGAGAGUACCGGUAAUCAGUCGUGUAUUCCCUGGAUUUGCUUCAAGGUCAUCGACCGAUCGAGAGCAUCACUCGAUCGUCUUUACAGUCGUUAGUCUACUCGAUCAUCGUGCUCUCUUCAGUGCCCUACUACGAACAUGGAUGCACAAGAAACCACUCCCCUGGCAGCAACAGGAGCUGCCAAGAGUGCCAAAGUAGAAGAAUCCGACUGGAUUAAGGGUCUUUGUGUUGGCGGCCAUAGAACGAGAUCUUUUUGGGUAGCUUUGGUACUACUAGUACUUGUUCUGGCUAUUACUGGUACCACUACUUUGCUAGGUGUUCUCCCGUGGAAAGUCUUUGGUUUGGUCAAGGAUGUUGAUUGGCUACCCAAUGUGAUUGUGGAAAACUAUUCGUUGCCCAUCAGCUUUCAACAAGAAGGCAGCAGUCCAAGGGAUGCGGCCACCAUCCAGCACCUGUUUGAUGUGGGCUUGAUGGAAUGCUAUGGAUUUGCCUUUCCAGAAGCUCAGAGCACUGCUCGAAAAGCCCUGAAAUACGCCAAGGAUCCCACGGCGUGUCCCAUGUGUCAUUGGUUAUUGGCCAUGGCGCAUGCUCCCUAUAUCAACCAUCCCACUCUGUCCAAAACCGACUACCAAAACGCACAAAACGCGGCCAAUGACGCCGUCCAAGCCAUGCUUGACACACAGCUUAGUUUAACCCGGAAAGAACAGGGACUGAUUCAAGCCAUUGCCACCCGCUUCACUUCCCAACAAAAUCAAACCGUGGGAUACCAGCUCUAUCGACGCGAAGUGGAACGCCUCUUUCAACAAUUCCCCAACGAUCCCGAUAUCAUGGCAUUUUUAGCCGAUGCCAUUAUGGUAUUGCACGCCAAUGCCACGGGAUAUUACUUUUACGAACCAAACGACGACAAUGGCACACCCAUUCCAGAUAUUUCCUAUGCCAUGCACGUAUUGUUGGAACGGUGCCUCGCCGCCCAUCAUCAUCAUCCACUGUGUCAACAUCUUUACAUUCACGUGACGGAACCCAGUGAUCAUGUCGCCCAAAAAGCCGAAACCACCGCGGAUCAAUUGGCCGCCGCGACGGCAUUUACACAAGCCCAACAUUUGCAACACAUGCCUUCCCAUACGUACUGGAGAAUCGGACGGUAUCACGAUGCCGUCCAGUCCAACAUUCACGCCCACGAAUCGGAUCAAGCGUAUAUCCAUCAUCAGCAUUGGCCGUACGGGCCGGCCCACGAUACGGCCUUUUUGAUAGAUGCGGCCAUUAUGAGUGGAGAACGACACGUGGCGUACGACUAUGCGGAAAAAUUGCGAGCGCAUUAUCAACAAUUCCCGGAUGCCCCUGAUUAUCCCGAUGCGCAACUCGGAUGGCAUUCCUGGAGCACCACACGCCUGCGAUGGGGAGAUGCCAAGGCCGUCUUGGAGGAACACGAUCCUCUGCCCCGCGACGACUGGCCGUAUGCCCAAAUCUUGGGGCACUAUAGCAAGGGUGUCGCGUAUUUGAUGACGACGACCAAAGACACGCAACGUGCCAGGCAACACUUGCACGAGCUUCAAACCAUUCUCGACAAUUAUCCACAAUCGGACUACUUUCGUCAGGCCAUGUUAGCCACCUGGACCUUGUCGUCGGCAUUGGAAUAUCAUCAAAAGCAGCAUGAUCCUGAACAAGCCCUGACACUGAUCCAAAUGGCUCGUCAGGAGCAGGAACAAUGGGCAUACACGGAACCCCCCGCCUGGCACAUGCCCAUUGCCCAAUGCGAGGCGGAUCUCUUGUUCCGCAUGGAGCGUGCCCAAGACGCGGCACGAGUCUUUCAACAGGAUUUGGAACGGAUUCCCGAGAAUCGCUUCAGUUUGUGGGGAUGGUACCUAGCUGCCGCCCAACAACAACACGAUGACACGAAACAGCUCGACGAGUUGAAACGACGAUUCGAUCAGGCAUCGCAGUGGGCGGACGACACAGUAAAGGAUCCCAUUGUGUGUCCACUGUAUUACUACGACGGGCUAUGAUCCAGGGAACCAGCUAACUAAAGUGUACGUGCAGGCAGACGUCUACUACUACUAGCUAGGGAGGUAUCACAUGAAAGCAAAUAUGUUUCCUGCUCUACAGUAUCCUCGUUUCAUGGACGACGAUUUUCGGCUGUUGGGUCAUUAGGGAUAGAUUUAGACCUGGUGCAUCUUUCUUGACGGGCGUUUGUGAUUGCCCAGCUCUAGCUAGUAGAUUGAAUUCGUCAUCUGCAAAUACAGUGUAGUAUCUCGUCAGCACUACCUGGCCCCCCUACCAAUACCGGUGGUAUUAUCACCGCUCUGCCUUCUGCCUGGCUUAGUCCCC
Molecule: messenger RNA, 2336 nt
Organism: Seminavis robusta
Lineage: Eukaryota; Bacillariophyta; Bacillariophyceae; Naviculales; Naviculaceae
Source: the annotation of a GenBank genome assembly